AUUCCUCUGCGACCUGUUCACGACGGAAGAGCUCGGAAGCUCAUAGAAGCUCUUUCUUCAUCGGUUUCGGUGGUUGGCCAAGUGGCAAGAGUGUUGUCGUGUGUUGUUUUGACGGAUUAAAUCACUUUUUUCUCUUCCUGGUGCAUCGUAUUUAUUGCUGCAGUAUAUCCAUCAGCUGCUUCUUUUCAAGCCUUUUUAAAGAGCCUGUGAACUGCCCUGGUGGUGAUUGCAGCAAAUCAUUGUUUACGAUUUGUGUGAACUAGUUUCAGUCCUUGUUGCAAAUAAGUGCUCCGAUGAAUAAUGACCUGUUUCCGUUACUGGAGGUCACAUCUGGAUCGGUGAAGAUUCUGUAGAUUCGAUUGUAAACAUCGUCAGCGUUGGACGCAAGAACAGCAAAACAACAAUAUCGUCAUCGAUUCAAUUCCAGCGCUGCAGAGCCGAUUGAUUGAUCAAUCUUUUUCACGUAAUAAGCUGCAACCGUACCACAUACGAUCAUCGUCCACAAUGCAAGUGCUCAGUAAACUUACAUCCGUACCGGUUACCUGUAAGGAGUACGUCCAUCCAUGGACCAAUUCGUGCAGUAUAGCUUCGGCCGAAUUCUUAAUCGUCGCAGUACAGGACAGCCUGCGGAUCUACACAGCCGUCUAUAUGCUCUCGCUGGCCAUGCGCGGUCGCAUUCCAAGCUUCGAGGAACUGAAACGCACACUCCGCGGUCUGCUGCAGUCGACUGCCUUCCUAACGAUGUCCGCCUUCAGCUAUUCGGUGUUCCUGUGCGUCAUGCGGCGCUUGACUGGGUCGUACAAUUUCUACACCUCGUCCUACAUCCCAGCGUACAUAGCAGCGUUUGUGUCGAUCCUGGUAGAGCGUCCAUCGCGCCGGGGGCUGCUCUGUUUGUACGUGUCCAACGUGGCAACCGAAACCGGUUGGAAUAUUCUGAAAUCACGAGGCCUAGUGCGAUCACUUCCAUACGGGGAGAUUCUGAUCUUCGGAAUGUCCACCGCAACGUUGCUUUAUUUCUAUCGACUAAACCGGCAAAAAGACUACAAAGAUUCCAUGUUCGAUGUGUUCCGGUUUGCACUGGGAGACAGUGAAGUGAUGAAAUUGGACGAAGCGGCCGAUAGUAGACGGGAAAGUCGUUCCAGUGAACGACCUCCUCGGCGGGCUUCGUCCUACAAUAUGAUUCACGCUGCCGUGAAAGCCUACCUCAAUGUGAUAUCAAAAAUUAAGAAUAUGGCAAAGCAUGAACUGUGCCGGCACAAGCACAGCUGCAUCUACAAUACGCUCUCUGGUGGCAUUCGGAUGUUCUCCAUCGGGUUGGGCAUCCAGGUGAUCAUGAAAGUCCUGUUCCAAGCACGGAAGAUUAUACGAAGGCCGGAGCUGUUCAAGCGGACAUUCCUGAGCAAGGAGAUUCUGAAGCUUGGUCUGUUCCUGGGAGGGUUCACUUCCCUGUAUAAGAUAUCCUCCUGUCUUCUGCGGCACAUCACAAACGAUGAUAAGGCAGCUUAUGCCAUCCCAAGCGGACUGAUUGCCAGUGUUGCAUUCGGAUACUACGCGGAUACCACAAUUGCAUUGUACAUUAUGUGGAAAACUCUCCAGAUGUCCUACAACUGGGGCAUCGAGAAAGGCUACGUACCAAAGAUUCCCGGUUUCACCGUACUGCUGUACUGUGCGAGCACUGCACUGCUCUUCCACGCGGCUACCUUGGAACCGAUGACGCUCCGUCCUAGCUACUGGAAGUUCUUACACUCCAUUUCGGGUGGAAGAAUUUCCGUGAUGGAUCGAAGUGGAUUCGAUGUGUACGGUUUGGACACCACCGGUCAGAUUCGGACCGUAUCAAAACUGUGCAAUACUCCACAGGUGUUGAAGUUUAGGAUUUGAAGUAUUACAAACUGCUUACAAUUUCUUACGGCCAUUGGGGCGCCCUGCCUUAAAGAGAGAAUGAGAUUGAAAGUUUGAUUCGCAAAUAAUAGUGCACAAAAUAUUCGGGGGGUUGUCGGGAAACGUACAAUAUGCUUUGGUUUGCAAUGGAAUUGCACUAGAUAGAUAUGGAUGAUAUGGUGGAAAAUAUAGAGCAGUGAUAUUUCUGAGGCAGAAAAAAGAAUUCCGUACUGUGCCGAGAAUGCGAUCAAUAAGAAAACUUCUAUUUGAUAUGUUGAAUUUUACCUUGUUUUCAAUAAAAUAUUGUCAAUGAAA
Ochlerotatus camptorhynchus is the source of this 2193-nucleotide messenger RNA. RefSeq names its product transmembrane protein 135-like. Bases 505 to 1878 code for a protein of 457 amino acids. The record is from RefSeq and is a predicted model, not a curated record. Lineage: Eukaryota; Metazoa; Arthropoda; Insecta; Diptera; Culicidae. The transcript is spliced from 6 exons.